UUUUUUUCUUAAUCAGCAUUGAGCAAUAACAAUUUAAGAAAGUAUGGAGAGAGAGAUCCAAAAUUCAGUAUCAAUGCGGUUAAACAGGAGAGCAGACAGAACCCACAAUCAAACUUCUCCUUCACAUUCCAAAGGGAAGUUGGGAAGUGAAAUAUAUCCAAUGAAAAUUCUGUGGAAGAGAGGGUUUAUUAGGUUGGUGUUUGUUGGUGGCAUUUUGUGGAUGUUUCUCAUUCUUCUUGUUCUUCUUUUCCAUGUUUGGUCUUGCCAGUCAUCCUCUCCUUUCUUUUCAGCUAUUUGUAACAAAGAAAGCACGGUGUAUAAAGUUUUAAAUGUUUGGGGGAUUGUUUCACAACAACACCGUUGUGCAAUCCCUGUUGCCAAUAAUCCUGACAAAAUAGUUAUUCCAGAAGGAAGAACCGUCGACACAAUUGUUAAGAAUCUCUCAUAUAUUUUGGAGGAUGAGCCUUUAGAGAAUGGGUCUCAGCCAUUAUUUGGAGGACAUCAAAACUGGUUGCAAAGAGAGGAGAGCUAUAAAUUAAAUUCUUCAAUGAAGGUUCAUUGUGGAUUUAUACGUAAUGGUGGUUCUGAAAUGGAUCCCAUGGACAUUAAAUAUGUUAAGAAGUGUAGGUUUGUGGUUGCAUCGGGAAUAUUUGAUGGAUAUGACAUCCCUCAUCAACCUUCAAAUAUAAGUGAUCGUUCUAAGGAAAUAUUUUGCUUUCUUAUGGUGGUCGACGAGGUAUCGCUUGAUUUUAUAAAGGAAAAUACCACCGUUAGCAAAGACGGUAAUGGAGGACAAUGGGUGGGUAUAUGGCGUCUUAUUCUGCUAAAGCAUCCACCAUAUGAUGAGCCUAGAAGGAAUGGUAAAGUUCCGAAGAUUUUAACCCACAGAUUAUUUCCUCAAGCACAAUAUAGCAUAUGGAUCGAUGGUAAAAUGGAGCUGAUAGUUGAUCCAUUGUUAAUUCUUGAAAGAUAUUUAUGGCGAGGGAAGAAUACAUUUUCCAUAGCUCAACACAAACACCAUCGCAGUAUAUACGAGGAAGCUGAUUCAAACAAGCGGAGAAAAAGAUAUGCCCGACCUCUCAUUGAUCUCCAAAUGAAGAUUUAUUUUUAUGAGGGAAUGGAGCCUUGGAGUUCAAAGAAAAGCACCAUUAGUGAUGUGCCUGAGGGGGCUAUUAUCGUAAGGGAGCAUACACCGCUGACAAACUUGUUUAGUUGCUUGUGGUUCAAUGAGGUCCACCUCUUCACUCCACGCGACCAGUUGAGUUUCGGCUAUGUUGUGUUCAGAUUAGGUGACGCAUUCAAAUUUUUUAUGUUUCCGAAUUGCGAGUACAACUCUUUGUUUGUAUUGCAUCCACACACUAGAGAGCAUUCUUCGAAGGUAGAAUGGGUAAAAAAUUUAAAGGAGUUUACGGGUAGUGGAAGCAGCAUGAAGGAGAGCAGAGGUGGGUUAGGAUUGUGGACUCCUUAUCCUGGAAACGUAGAUUCAGUUGUCCUGCCACAAAUUCCACGAAAAUCAAAAGCAGGCUAAGAACAUGUUUUCAUUUUUCAGUGACCUUGUAAACUACGAUAUGAUUUUUAUUCUAAAAGAUAUUAUGGAAAGGAAGCAUUUGAGAAAAGGAUAGGGAAACGUCGGUUAUGUGAAGUCAUGGGAUGAUAAAAAUUUCAGCACUAAGAUUAUAUUUGGGUGAAUCAGAGUCAGGAGAUCAAAUAGCCAAAUCUUUUGAUUUUUGAAGAACAAGAGCUCGGGUAUCGUUAGAAGCUUGCUCGGUAUAAAGGAGAGACCUAAUUAUGUCUGCGAACUCUGCUUUUGCUGUUAACGGCCUUGAAAAUUUUAUUCUGCUGCAAGAAGGUUUAAAGGGUUUAUCGCUUUGGUACAGCUACUGUAUAGUUCUGCUUUUGUUUUUCCUUUUGCAAUGUUUAACAUUUUCCACUUCAGAGCAGGAUAUAUGACUGGUAUUAUCGAUUUGUUGUCAGAAAAGGACGAGUUGAACAGGAUUGCCUUGGUUACGGAUCUCAGACAAGACCUGUGCUUAAAUUUCAUUUUUUGUUGUAUUGCAUUUUGGUGAUGAAGAGAGAUUAAGUUAAUCAAAUUCACCAUUAUGCGUUCUCUAA
Messenger RNA from Mercurialis annua (annual mercury), 2112 nucleotides. Its product is annotated as probable hexosyltransferase MUCI70. Bases 44 to 1528 code for a protein of 494 amino acids. The transcript has 7 exons. The record is from RefSeq and is a predicted model, not a curated record. Lineage: Eukaryota; Viridiplantae; Streptophyta; Magnoliopsida; Malpighiales; Euphorbiaceae.